ACCAGUGAGGUCAUGGAUUCACUGCCAGGCAAAGAGCUUCAACCACUUGUCAGCCCAGUACAAGUCCUGUAUGGGGAAAAAAAUAAAGAAUCACCCACUGACAAAUGCGAUGACUGAAUGAAAGGACAGGGGAAAGUUUGCUGUGGAUCCAUUCAAGCUUGAAGUGGAGCUUUACAAGAAAAGAAACGUAGCGAACUCUGCUAGGAUCAUUGGAAACAUUUCUUUGUGGAAUCUUUUGGACUGUUUAAUAUGGGUUCCUGCCAUGCGUCACUGCCUACUGUUUCCCAGUUAAAGGCUGUGUAGUCGGUCCAGAGUUACAGCACUGCACAGAGCUGGGAUUUUCCCAAACCAAAAGCUGAUCUCCAUCCACCAAUCUGGGGCUUAUCAGAGCAGCUGAGCACCGUUAAGCACUAACUAAAGCUCCCAGGCAGCUACUCUCCCCAUUCACCUCUCUGUUGCUGCAGAAAUGCCUUGGGAACACAAAAUGAUCUUCCUCUGUGUUUUGACUGUCUACAUCACAUCACUGGUGGUGGGUGUAGAUGAAAGGCAGGAGGAUGAGGAGUGUGCCGACCUCAACAACACCACCUGGCUGGAGUACCGGCAGCAGAGAGUCAAGCUGCAGGUUCAGUACCUGCUGCUGACAAGGAGAAACGUGGACUGUGCACAAACGUUCAACCAGGAGUCUCUCACUACCGCACAGCAGCCCUCCUACUUCAACAUCUCCCGCCCAACCAAGGUCAUCAUCCACGGGUACAGGGCUCUGGGCAGUAAGCCGUCAUGGGUGAAGGAGCUGGCCCUGGCCCUGCUCAGGGUGCAGGAUGUGAACGUGCUGGUGGUGGACUGGGUCUACAGCGCCUCCUUCGCAUACAACCUGGUGGUGGAGAAUUACAAGGAGGUGGCUGUGCAGAUCUCUGUCAUCAUCAACCAGCUGCAGAAACAUGGAUGCAAACUAGAGUCCUUCCACUUCAUCGGGGUCAGUCUUGGGGCGCAUGUCGCUGGUUUCGUGGGGACUCUGUUUGAGGGGAAGAUAGGAAGAAUCACAGCCCUCGACCCUGCGGGACCCAUGUUUAAAGGCGCUGACUCCUCUGACCGGCUGGACCCCUCUGACGCUCUGUUUGUUGAUGCCAUCCACACAGACACUGACUAUUUUGGCAUUUCCAUCCCUGUCGGUCAUGUGGACUUCUUUCUGAACGGAGGAAAGGACCAGACUGGAUGUUCCCGCUCCAGGUUUGCUUCAAUUCUGGUCUACUUUCCAGUGUAUGGCUAUGUGAUAUGCGACCACAUGAGGGCGCUGCAUGUCUACAUGAGCGCGCUGAACGGCUCAUGCCCUUUAAUGGGGAUCCCAUGCUUCAGCUAUGAGGACUUCCUGAAGGGACGCUGUGUGGACUGUGGCGUCUUCAGGGGGACAUGUCCAACUAUAGGUUUAACAGAAAACGAUGGGAUAGCCAUAUCUCCAAUUCCCAAAGAGCAGAAGCUAUUCCUCCUCACUACGUCUUCACCACCUUUUUGCACUCAUCACAUCCUGCUGGAGCUGGAGGUUUCUCCCCUGGAUAAGAGUGCUGAGGUGGCGGUGACACUGAGGACUGAAAACCUGGGGACAGAGCAGAGGCUCAGUCUUCAGACGGCUACAACAGUGUACAGGACAAUGUUGGCUCACCCUGUGGCUCUGUGUGAGAUCGACUCCAUUGAGCUGAAGAACACCGGAGCUCGCUUCUAUAGACAGGGAGACAUCCACAUCAAGUCUGUCUGUCUCUCUGACGUCCCCUCUCUCAGGCGAGAGGAGCCGCUGUGUGUGAACAACAUCGAUGUCAGACGAGGAGCUCCGUGGUCACAUGACUUUGUGCAGGUGUGUGGCCUCAUCUAAAGAGAGAGAUCUACUCAAAAUACACUGGGGGGGAUAAACCCACCCAGUGCGUCUACAAUGAAGUCACCCACCAACAUGUACCAAUAUGAAGCCAGUUUCAUAUUUUCACCAACUUGUUUAAUGUUCAGAUUAAAUGAUCAGAGUUAAAUCUCAGUGGGCGGAGCCAAAGAACCAUAUUUUAUUCUGGAGAGUAAGCUAAUAUUAUACAGACUAUCACUCUACUACUAAGUGACAAAAUUCAGUCCGGUCGUACUUUAUUAUUUGGCUAAUCUACUGAUCUUCCAACAUCAUGACUGGAUCUAUAGUACAUUUAUAUUUCAUUUUUACAUCUGAGAAGUGUUUGUAGAAAUGAAAUCUCUUUUUAUAAUCUGGUGUUAGGAUGUUCCAGGUGUGUAUUCUGAAAUGUAGUUUUAGUGUUACUGAAUGCUGCUGAAUUCAGUUUGUCUUUUAAAGCCAAGCAAUAAACUUAUAUGUAUGCUUUG
Molecule: messenger RNA, 2346 nt
Organism: Siniperca chuatsi (mandarin fish)
Lineage: Eukaryota; Metazoa; Chordata; Actinopteri; Centrarchiformes; Sinipercidae
Gene: pla1a
Product: phospholipase A1 member A
Exons: 11
Coding region: 467-1864 (465 amino acids)
Biological process (GO): lipid metabolic process
Molecular function (GO): carboxylic ester hydrolase activity; lipase activity
Source: RefSeq, a predicted model, not a curated record